Messenger RNA from Synchiropus splendidus (mandarinfish), 3366 nucleotides. RefSeq names its product sorting nexin 8a (gene snx8a). Gene Ontology annotation, biological process: retrograde transport, endosome to Golgi. Gene Ontology annotation, molecular function: phosphatidylinositol binding. Lineage: Eukaryota; Metazoa; Chordata; Actinopteri; Syngnathiformes; Callionymidae. The transcript is spliced from 13 exons. The coding region runs from base 1 to 1560 and encodes 519 amino acids. The record is from RefSeq and is a predicted model, not a curated record.
AUGACAGCUUCAGUCAUGGCAGGAGAUCUCAACGACGGCUCAGUGCCUGCAUAUUACAGAGAGGUUCAUGAAGCCAUCAGAUGUAGGACCGAUGAAAAAGUGAGAGUGGAGGUUUUUCAUAGGUUGCUACAGAGAACUGACCUUCCCAAGGUGGUGUUAGACCAGAUUGCUGAGCAUGUCGAUGUCACCGAUGGAUUCUUGAGUAAAGUGUCCCUCUACAAAGCUCUGGCGUUGAUUGCAGUCGCUCAACAAGGGAAGCAGCCAAGCCCCAAACUUCUGGAGAACUUCAUACAAGAGCUGCCGAAACCUCAGCUUGGCGAGGACUUGGACGUUCUGAGGAUGCAGCCGGCUCAGGAGGAUGUGCUGACGCUGUCGCAGACGCUGGACCAGCUGCUGGCCAGAGACUCGGUCCAGGUGGAGCUCAUACCAGAGAAGAAGGGCCUGUUCCUAAAACAUGUUGAAUACCAGGUCACCAGUAAGCGCUACAAAAUGUCAGUAUAUCGGCGCUACAGUGACUUCGACGUCUUCCAUGAGAUUCUGCUUCAGAGGUUUUCUUACAGAAUUGUACCAGUGCUUCCCCCGAAAAGAAUGCUGAAGGGAGUCUUGACAUCAGUUUCUGAGAGUGACUUCAUCGAAGGGAGGCGGCGCGCGCUCUGCAGGUUCAUCAACCUGGUGGCGAGACAUCCCUUCUUCUCUGAGGAUGAACUGGUCAAGACUUUUCUAACGUUCAGUGGAUCGGAUGUUCAGAUUAAGCUGCGGGACACUUACAAGAAAACGGGUGAUGAGUUCAUGACCAACAGGGUUGCAACACUGGCAAAGGAAUACCUCCCCGCAGACAUCCAAGCCCAGUUCUCGGCGAGCAGAGAGUUGAUCAAAAAUGUUCACAACAGCUUCUCAAAGCUGCGGGAGAGAGCUGAAAAGAUAGCGGAGCGCUCCAAGGAGAAUGCAAGUGAUCUUCUCAUGUUUGGCCGAGAGCUCAGCACGCUGGGCUCGGAUACGCUGUCUCUUCCCUCCCUGGCCUCCUCUGAGAGCGGCUGGGGGACUCUGCGUCAGGCUCUCAAGAGUCUGUCAGUGGAGUUCGCUUUGCUCUCGGACAAAUCUGCUCAGCAGGGCAGGCGGGAAGAAGAUCAUGUGGUGGAGAAGCUGAACUUGUUCUUGGAUUUGCUGCAGUCGUACAAGGAUCUGUGUGAACGGCAUGAGAAAGGUGUCCUCCACGAGCACCAGCGCGCUCUGCACAAGUACAGCGUGAUGAAGAGGCAGAUGAUGAGUGCGACAGUGCAGCCGAAAGAGCAGGCCAGCGUGGAGCAGCUGGAGUCCCGGAUAGUUCAGCAAGAAAACGCCAUCCAGACCAUGGAGUUGCGAAAUUAUUUCUCGCUCUUCUGCCUCCAUCAGGAAACACAGCUUAUCUUCAGCUACCUUCCCAUAACGUCGCACAUCCUGGGAGCCUUUGUCAACUCUCAGGUGCAAGGACACAGCGAGAUGGGACAGGUGUGGAAUGAACUCCAACCGAAACUUGGAUGCCUGUUUGGUGACAAAAACGGAUUGACAGCUGCCAUGUGAAGCGUCACUUCUGAAAACAACUUGCUGUUUUAAGGGACCUGGAAGCUGGAACUAGUAUUUUGUUGCAUUCCAACAACAUUUUAAUGAAGUAGGAUUAUUCCAUUUGCGUGCUGAUGAAGUAUUCCCGGGUAUACCAUCGACUUUAUUUUUAUAUCAAGCAGCAAACUUUAUUUUCAUGUACCUCUCGUGCUACUCAAGCCCUUUCAGCUUUCCUCAAAAACUUGAUGAAAAACACCUCACUCCAUUUUUUUGUUUUACUGUUGAUUUCAAAGGUUGGUCCUAGAUGUACCUACGCGUAGGAUUAAACAAAACUAAGUAAUAAUCAUGUAGAUUUUAUAUUAUAAAACACUAAUAUGAGAAAUAUGACAAAAGGUUUAUCACUCUAUUAUGUACCAAUAAAUGGUCUUUAAUAAAAUUCAAUCUAAAUCAGUACUGAUUUAUUUUGAAUUUAAAAUACACAUAAACUUGAAGUGUUCAUAUUCUUUAUGACAACGCUACAGCAUUUUUACGUUCAGAAAUAUUACACAACUGUUUCAUGCGGACACAGAGGAAGUUCAUGCACAUGUUGUAAAUAUCGACUGAAUUGUGGCCUAUCAAUUACCACGAUUAAAAAAAAGACAACAUAUUUAUUAUGGAUGUUUUCUCAUUUUUAUUUUUGGGUUAUUCAAAAAAACCCUCAAAUUUAUUGCACAACCAAAUACGUUUAACAUUGUUUAUUUGAAGGACACAUUGUGCAACAAAUGAAUUUGGUCUGAAAGGUUAGGAAUAUGAAUGCAUCUUAAAAAAAAAAAGUUUAGCAGGAAUGUGAUUCAGAAUAGAACAUAACCGGAUUGCGACAUUACAGUGACUCCACAUUUGUGUGGCAGCUAAAACCAGUUCCGCAGCUGCGAUCCACUCGUCUCAGAGCGCCUCCACCUCCUCCAGCGUGUGACUGAGAAUCACAUCGUGACCCUGAAACUUGAAGUAGCCGACAAACUUUUUGUGCUGGAGCAACAAGGGGAACCAAAGCACGUCGUCAGCCCACAUCUGACUAAAGGGAAUCUUGUCUCGAUCAAACCACUGCGGCCUCAUCUCUGCAGAAAAGAGACAGGGAUUAAUCGCCGGCCCUGAUCUCACAGAAGUCAUUCUCUUUUGAAUUCAUUAAUCACAUUAUUUCCGUGUCACUUCUGACUCAUCGCCGUCGCGUCUCACUGGGUUUGCCAUUAAGCGAAUCAAAUUGUCGACAAGAAACUUUAGAAUAGAUAACAUCAUCAGAGAGAAACGGAUUAUACUCUGCUUGACUUUGAUAAAAGAAUUGGACAAAUCUAUGAUUUGACUUUGAUGUAUCGUGUGGAUCGCUGCAGACUUUGGUUGGAGUCGGACUGAAACAAGCAGUUAGGUCAGAGCGGAACCUUUUCUCUCCAGAUGGCUGGUCACCGCAACUUAAAAGAAUUUACCUUCAGCUCUUCACUCUGACCUCUGACCCCAGUUCACAAAUCGGGCAGGUGUGUGGCGACCAACUGAAGUUGGUGAUGACCAUAUCUUUAAACCAGGUUUUCGAAGCGCACUAGGAUUUUGCUGAGUCAUUUUUAAGUCCCACAUAUUUACUGACUUAUCAAUUCAAUCUUCUUUUUUUGUUUAGUUGUUUUGUAGUUUAGUAGUUUUGUUUAGCUGAGUAUGCAAUGUAACUUCAAUAUAUUUCCAGGUCUCUGCAGACGUCUGUGUGCCAUUUGUGGAGGGUCUCCUGUCUGUCUGUGUUGAUGUGUGUUCUGGCAUUACUCAGCUCAGACCCCCUCUCAUAAAUUCCUGUCCCUCAAUAAAGUCAAA